Molecule: messenger RNA, 4343 nt
Organism: Biomphalaria glabrata
Lineage: Eukaryota; Metazoa; Mollusca; Gastropoda; Planorbidae
Product: calpain-1 catalytic subunit-like
Exons: 16
Coding region: 268-2613 (781 amino acids)
Biological process (GO): proteolysis
Cellular component (GO): cytoplasm
Molecular function (GO): calcium-dependent cysteine-type endopeptidase activity
Source: RefSeq, a predicted model, not a curated record
UGACUAUAUAAUAUAUUAAACUGAUCUUAGAUCUAUAUUAGGCCUAUAUACUCUGUACUUUAACACACUUUCCUCCUUUUUCUUUUUGUCAUUAUAGCAGCUAGACUAGUACUGCGAUGUUCAUCAUGGUUUCAAAUAAGAAAAUAAUUGCUGUAUUUUAUAUUUGCUGACACAUUUGUUAUUUGUUUGAUACAGAUUUUUAUUUCUUCUUUAUAUUUUAUAUAUAUCUAGAAUCUAGAUCUAGUACUUUUUCAAACUUUUUGUAAGAUGGGCUGUGGAGCUUCAAAGUCUUCUGAUGAAGCAAGUCGUGAAAAGUAUACUCCAAGGGAUGACCAUAAAAACCAAAGAAGACACCAUGAUGACAGUUACAAUAACAGAAAUGAGCAUUAUAACAAUACUCAUACAUUUGAUGAAAGACAAGACUUUAACAAAGAACAUAACUUAUCCAGAAACACAGGGCACAGUUAUGAUGAGCAAAUGGGGUAUUAUCCAGAUCAUGAUUAUUCUAAGACAGAUGAAAUAGAUGCAAUUAGCAAAGAAAAGGAAAAAAAACAUGGCUAUGAUUUGUAUGGCAGCCAAGCAGAGGAUAACAAAAAGUUAAGGCCCAGGUCUCCUAUUUAUGAAGAAGAUGACACACCUUUUGAUGAUGAUGGCUAUAGAGACAAUGUUGGAUACUACAAAAACAGUGUGGGCCUCAUGGAAAAAACUCUGGAUUUCAGAAGACAUUUUCUUGAUGAAGAACCUGACCAGAGGCCUUAUGGUAACCCUGAUCAUCUAUAUGUUGAUGAUGAGUUUCCUUUGGAGAUGGCCAUUGUUCAAGACAAUAAUGAAAUCGAUUGGAAAAGACCUAAAGAAUUUGUAGACCAUCCAAAGCUUUUUACUGAUGGCUCCACACGUUUUGAUAUUGGUCAAGGCUCAGCUGGCACUUGUUGGUUUUUGUCCAUAGUCGCUGAUAUUGCAGAUAAUAAACAAAUGUUGAAACAGGUUCUACCAAAUACUGCAUAUUUCAUUGAAGACCCUGACAAAUAUGAUGGAAUAUUCCACGCUCGCUUUUUCAGGUUUGGCAAGUGGGAAGAUGUGUACAUUGAUGAUUUUUUGCCUGUAAUCUACGGAAAUACCCUUUGGGGUGCCAAAUCAAGUACAGAUGACAAUGAAAUGUGGGUGGCUUUGUUGGAAAAGGCUUUUGCUAGAUUACAUGGCUCUUAUGACGCCAUCUAUGGUGGACAACCUGGAGAUGCUUAUUUACAACUGACUGGGGGCAUAGGGGAGAGAAUUGAGCUUGAAGGCUUGCAAGACAAAACCAAUGCCAUUUUUAAUCGAAUCAAGAAUGCCUUGUCAUCUAAUUGCCAGAUCACUUGCGUAGUUCCAGAUGAAUAUGAUAAUUACAAAGGAUUGGUAGGUGGGCAUGCUUACUCUUUGGUAGAUGCCAAACAGAUUAAUCAAACCAAGUUAAUUAGAGUUCGUAAUCCUUGGGGGCAUGGUGAAUGGAAAGGAGCUUGGUGUGAUGGAAGUCCAGAGUGGAAAAGUAUUCCGGCUAAUUCUCUUCAGUUCCCUAACAAAGAUGAUGGAGAGUUUUAUGUCUGUCUUGAAGAUUUUAUGAAGUACUUCUCUCAUACCACUAUUUGUUCAUUGACUCCAGACUUUGAUAUGGAUGGAUGUUCAGAUUCUUUAAAUCACAUUCUGAACAUUUAUGGAGAAUGGUAUCGAAAUACUGCUGCAGGAUUCCAUAAGCUUUUGCAAAAUCCUCGAUUUUCAAUUGUGUUAUCUUCUCAAGGUGCACUUGAAGAUGGAAAAGUCCCAGUUGUGUUGCAGAUGAUUCAACACUCCAAAAAGAGAAAAACUGAUAAUGUCUCAAUAAGAUGUGAUAUUUUUAAGGUACUUGGAGAUAAAAUUCGACAAAGUGGCAGGUGCAUAGCUCUGGAAAUCCAAGGACAGAAAAAUAAUGUGUACAGUCCUGAAUUACAGUCCUCUUUCAGAUUCAGGCUGACCCCUGGCCGCUAUUUGAUCAUUCCUUCUACUGUUGAUGAAAGACAGGAGAAAGCAUUUUUACUGCGCCUGUUCAGCCCAGGACCUUUGGAAAGUGUCAAGGAAAUACCUCGUGAUGUAAACCUGACAUCUUGCGAAAAUGAAGAAUCUAUUGACAUUAAAGGAAAGAAGUAUCCUUUAACAUUUGAAAAGACUUUGUUUGGAGAGUUUUUCCAAGGUGUCAAUGCUGGUGGUCAGAUAUCCAAUCAAGAGAGCUAUAGCUCAAAUCCACAAUACCUUGUCAUCGUACCAGAUAUCGGCAGUGAUAUCCCUUUGGUUGUACACAUUAUGCAAAAAAAUGUUGAGCCGCAGUAUCCAGUUGGUGUGAGGUUAUACAAGAUUAUUGAUGGCCAUCAGCUCCCAUUGGACACAAAAUACCUGUACGAGAACUACAGUAAAUGCCCUCGGCAUUUAGAAGGAGACCAGUCCAAGUUUGUCAUUUCCUGGGAUGUUGAUGUACGCUACUUGCUCGCUGCUGGCAAAUACAUCCUACUUAUUCACCUUGAUGAGCCCAACACUGAAAAACCUUUCUCUAUUUUGUUUAAAUCAACACAGCACAUCACAAUCAAAGGAUUCCAAACUGGAUAACAAGGUUUUUACUUUUACCAGUAUUAAAUAUUCAUUUUUUUUUAAAUAGUCAGAAUAUAUAUAUAUAUAAAGUUGCAAAGAUAUAUAGAUUGUAACACACAAAAGAUAAUAUAUAUAUAUAUAUAUAUAUAUAUAUAUAUAUAUAUAUAUAUAUAUAUAUAUAUAUAUAUAUAUAUAUAUAUAUAUAUAUAUAUAUAUAUAUAUAUACAUGGUAUAAUUAUUAGCCAAUAUCUAUAGGUGACUAUAGGUGGAAGUGGCUGUGAAUUAAAAUCAUUAUUACUAUAAACUUUGCAUUUUCCUUAAGUAUGUGCAGAGACUCCUUGUUAUUCUAUAAGUAAAGGGGUAAAGGUCAGAGGGUCAACAGUUUGACUCUAACCACCAUUUUCCAACAUAUUGUUUUCCUCCACUAUCCUCAGGAAAUUAACGAAGGAUAAUCCUAUCCAGGCUGUUCAUUCCAAAUAUAUUUUUUGUUUACUUUGUCCUGUUAGGCUCCAGUAGGAUUGAUUGAAGUUUAUUAUGCACAUUUCUCCUUAACAUGUUUAAAUUCUAUGUGCAUCAUUGAUGACUUAUCCGUUUUAUUAUUAUUUUUUAAAUGCUAAUGUUCUUUUGAAUGGUAAAUAUUUUUGUUGGAAUGUACCAAAAUGCAGUUCCCAUUUUGGUAGAUGAGUUACAAAAAUUUCAUGAAGAAGUUACAAACUCUAGGUGAUUUCUUGACUUACUGUUAUAAAAUAUGCUCAAUUUUAUGCCACUGUUAUUUCUAGUCUUUCUUUUUUUUUCAAACUUGUUUUCAAACACUUUAGUUUGUAAGUAUAGUACUGAUGUGCCAAAAAAAAAUAAUUUUUUGAAUGUGCCAGUAUAUACCAGUAUGUAUUCUAGUUGAAUUUCAGUUUCCUCUAUAUACGUGAAUUAAUUUACUUUGCUUUGUUAAUGUUUUUUACAGCUUUGCUAUCUAUUUUGGUAGAGCAAGUGCCUCAGUCGACUUUUAGUCAUUUCUUCAGUCUUUUGACUAUUUUUUUUAUUACAUUCUAUUACCAGCAGAUUCUUGUACAAAUUUCUUCUAUUUUAUACUUACUACUUACACAAUUUUUACACUAUCAUUUUUUGUCACAUUCUUUUACAAUUUCUUAAUGUCUAUGACUUAUACCUUGUUAGUACUUGUUGUACUUUAAAAUAUUUGACUCUGUAAGUUGUGGACUAGUAAAAAGUGAUAUGGCGACACAUUAUUAUUUUUUUUUAAUGUAAUUUUGACUUUUUUAAGAUCUCAUAGAUGUUGUAACGAUUGUCUCUAUUCUGGCUCUCUGCAACACUGCACAACCAACUCGAAGAACUUGACAACUCAGGGCUCUAAAUAAAGUAACACUUAAUGUCCAAUAAAUCACAGCCAAUAAUGUACUAUUGCCAACAACGUAACACUGACUGUUCUAAUGCUUCACUGAAGAUAACCAUAUCAACUCAUACCGCUAUAUCAAAUUAUAUUAUAAAGUGAUUCUUUUUGUUCCAAAAAGAUGUUAACUUUUGUUAUACAGAGAAUUUUUCUAUGUAUAUUUUUUUAUUUUAUUUAGCCUUGUUAUGUACUAGUCUGUCCAAAAAAAAUAUUUUUUUUCUAAUAUUCUUAUAACAUCAAUGUUUUGUUAUUUUUUAAAAUGAUGCAAGUUCUAUUGCAGCUCUUUUUCUACGCAAAUCUGUGAUAAUGUAUUUUAAAAAUAAAUUUUACUUCAUUACACCGCAUA